CAUGGCGCUCCGCGCGGCUUCCGGCCGCGGCCGGUGGCUGUCGCGCGCGCUCGGGGCGCCGGGGGCGGCCCGGGUCCCGCCGCCUCCUCCCGCCGCCGCCUUGGCCCUGCCGCUGGGCAGGCUUCGCCCGCACCGGCCCGCCGCGCGGUUCGCCAGCACGGCCGGCCAGGGGCCGGAGGCCGAGGGUCCGCAGCGGCGGGUGGUGGUGGUGAGAAUCACCAGCCCCAUCGCCUGGCUCCGCACACGCUUCUAUUACCUCCUUAUUCGGCUCUACUUCGACCAGGAGUUCAGCAUCGAGGAGUUCACGCGAGGGGCCAAACAGGCCUUUUCUGUUGUUUCGAAGCUGCUAUCUCAGUGUAAACUUGACCUGCUGGAUGAACUUGUAUCAGCAGAGGUACUUCAGGUGCUGAAGGAAAAGAUUUCAUCACUCCCUGACAACCACAGGGAUGCCUUAGCAGCUGACAUGGAUGCAAUCAUGUACACAACAGAAGGAGAUGUUCGCAUUUACUAUGAUGAUGAUGGAAGGAAGUUUGUUAGCAUCCUGAUGCGUUUCUGGUAUUUGAAUGGUGCUAACCUACCUGACGAAGUACCAGGUGAAACCAGAGUUUUCCAGAUUGUGUUUGGAGAGGAAAGCAUGAAAGAACAAAGACACCUUUUAACAGCCAACUAUGAAUUUCGAAGGGAAUUUACAGAAGGAGCAAAACCAGAUUGGACAAUUACACGGAUUGAACAUCCAAGACUAUUAGAAUAAAUCCCUUCUACAGUCUUUUCAUGUACUGUUGUAAAUGUUCUGGUGUAAAAAAUACCAGGUGUUUUUGGUCUUUUUUUUACCUUCCUGGCUUCUCCUCCAACAGAGGGCUGAAUUUUGUAUGUUUGAUUUCCCAAAACUCUUCUGAAACAUGGGCAGUGCUGCAGCAUUACAGUAAAGCCUUUUCUCUGGAACAGGCUAGUACAAGCUUAAUUGGUAUUAAUACUCAUCCAAGACAUUUACACGACACAGUUUCACGCAGCCAGUAUUACAGGUAUGUUGACUUCUUACAUUGAUAGAAGAAAUGGUACUACUUGAAGAUAAACAACAUUUUCCUGGCUUCUGGCCCUUCUGAGUUAUUUUCCUGUGGGGUUUUUUUUCCCCUGGGGACUGUACAAUGAAUAACUGAAUAAUAUGCAAGAUGAAAUAGAGGUUGAUGGAUUUUAGAUUGUCUAGCCUCAACAGUUAAUUUUGAGGUGAUCUUACUUUUGAAUAUAUUUGAGAUUAAGAAAGAUAGAGCCCUUCUCUGAGUCUGGUACAGGACUGGAUUAAGAAAAAGAGUUUUAACACUGCACAGGGAAAAUAGAUCAAAGAUGUAUGUGUUUUGAAAAAUAAAAAGAAUAUUCCUUUCAAUUCAGUAACUUACAGGCAGUUACAAAUUUAGAGGUUCAGGAGUGAAAAGUCAGUCAAAAAUGUGAGUUUAAAAGAAGAUGAGAAUAAAGCUAAACUAAGUCCUGUAUUUGAAAUGCACAUUGAAAAAUGAGUAAAUCAUUAAAAUUAGAUGUUCCAGCUGAGCAAUUUCCCAGUUCUCAGAUUAUCUCUGUUUCUAGAAUGUGAGAGUCCUGGUGUAAGUAGCUUAAUGUUUUAUAUACAGAUCAAUAGGAAAGAGAAGACUGAGGGGGGAUCUUAUUAAUAUUUACAAAUAUCUAAAUGGUGGAUGUCAGGAGGUUGCGGUAUCCCUUUUUUUCUGUAGUAUCUAACAACAGGACAGGGGGUAAUGGGAUGAAGCUGGAACACAAGAAAUUCCAUUUAAAUAUAUAGAGGAGCCCAGAACUGGACGCAGGACUCCAGAUGAGGUCUUACCAGGGCAGAGUAGAGGGAGAGAAGAACCUCCCUUGACCUGCUGGCCACACUCUUCUUGAUGCAUCCCAGAAUGCCAUUGGCCUUCUUUGCCACAAGGGCAUAUUGCUGGCUCAUGUUUAGCUUAUUAUCAAUCAGGACUCCCAGGUCUCUCUCUGCAGAGCUGCUCUUCAGCAGUUCGAUUGCCAGCCUGUACUGGUGCACAGGGUUGUUCCUUCCCAGAUGCAGGACUCUGCACUUGUCCUUGUUGAACCUCAUGAGGUUCAUAAGAAAAAACUAUUUCACUGUGGGGGUGAGGGAGCAGUGGCACAGGCUGCCCAGAGGGGUUGUGGAGGCUCCUUCCUUGGAGGUCUUCAAGACCCUUCUGGACAUGUUCCUAUGCGACCUGAUCUAGGUGAACCUGCUUCUGCAGGGGGGUUGGACUAGAUGAUCUCUAAAGGUCCCUUCCAGCCCUACCAUUCUGUGAUUCUGUGAUCAGAACAGGUUUUUUAAUCCCUUAUCUCAGCUUUAAAUGUCAAGCUAACUUUUUAACCAGGUGUGUUUUUAAAGUGUAGAGUAUAAUUACUGUGAUUACUGUAACAGUAGUUGCGAUUGAAAGGUAUAAAUUAAAUUUUUUGUAGUUCAGAAAAUUCAGAAAUAUCAGCUCUUCUGAUGCUGUGAUAUAACAUUUCAACAAUUUUUUUGUGUCAAAUCUUGGCAAAAUAAUUGUAGUAUUUUGUUCUUCCAAAGCAGCAGCAUCCUGGCCUUAUAAUAGAGAAUUUGUGAUUUGUCCUCUGGAGAAAGUUCAGUGGUGACAGAGAGAUUUGUCUUGAAGUCAUAAACAAAAUUCUAUAUUUAAAGUUAUGUAUAGCCAUUUUAUAUGCUGUCAAUCAGGAAAAGUUUGAGGAAAAAUGCUAAAUGGUAGCACAUCCAGUUUGGCCACUGAAUGAUGUGGUGCUGCAAGAGGCUGCAAUCAGACAUGUUUGUCAUAGUAGCAGGAGAUACAAGCAGAGCACUAGUGAAGUGUGCAGAUACACCUCUAAAAGAAGUCAUAUGGAGCUAAAGAAGACAAAAGCCGGUAAAGCUGUCUUUGUAUUCAGCAUAAGUAUCUUUUUUUGUUUGAUUGGAUAUAUCGAAACAGGAGUCUCUGUCAUGACCGAUGUGGGAUUAUUACCCUUUUACUAGCAAGUGCACCAUUUUUGUAAGCAAAGGCAGAGUGGACCCUUCUGUGUAAUUAAUAAUGAAAAGAUUUUGAGUUGUUGACUAUAAAAUUGUAACUUGAUCUGAACACGUUCCAGAUUUUUAAGUUUUGCUGAAAAAAACCCCGUCAUUGGAAGUUUACAUGCACUAUUUUAUUGUUUUAAAGUUAUAUUUGUCUUUGGGUUGUAGGGCGCAGCUGUUGGAUGUUUAUCUUUUUUUUUCCUCCUCUAAUCUUCAUUUUUUAAAAUUAUCCUAAAGAUGAUAAACCUCUGUCAGAUGCAGAACUACCUAUGGCCUUACACCAUAAAUAAAUUGGAAAGGCACAUAAA
Messenger RNA from Colius striatus (speckled mousebird), 3336 nucleotides. RefSeq names its product matrix AAA peptidase interacting protein 1 (gene MAIP1). Gene Ontology annotation, biological process: inner mitochondrial membrane organization; protein insertion into mitochondrial inner membrane from matrix. Lineage: Eukaryota; Metazoa; Chordata; Aves; Coliiformes; Coliidae. The transcript is spliced from 5 exons. The coding region runs from base 2 to 751 and encodes 249 amino acids. Gene Ontology annotation, molecular function: ribosome binding. Gene Ontology annotation, cellular component: mitochondrial inner membrane. The record is from RefSeq and is a predicted model, not a curated record.